This is a messenger RNA of Lineus longissimus, 882 nucleotides long. RefSeq lists its product as uncharacterized. Lineage: Eukaryota; Metazoa; Nemertea; Pilidiophora; Heteronemertea; Lineidae. Bases 1 to 882 code for a protein of 293 amino acids. The transcript has a single exon. The record is from RefSeq and is a predicted model, not a curated record.
AUGUCGCCAAAGAACUUCAUGCAAGUUUACAUAAUCUGUGUUCCAGCUGGAGAGGUGAACGUGCUAUCGGCUGUCGCUUUGCUUCAGCGAAAAUUAAUUGACACUUACAAUGAACUUUUAGGGACAAUUCUUCGUAAAUGUGAGGAUGCAUUCGGACAUACUCCCAGCCCUAGAAUAUGUAUGAUCGAUUUUGAAUUAGCCGCAUUCAACGCUUUGAACAAUGUUAUUGGAGACGAUACAGAGAUAAAGGGAUGCUUUUAUCACCUGACACAGUCGACGUGGAGGAAAAUCCAAGAAUUGGGACUCGUAAACCUGUACAAGGAGCAGGACGAAUUCAGACACUUCUGUGGGAUGCUUGAGGGCCUGGCCUUUUUGCCCCUUGAGGAUGUAGAAGACGGCAUGACCCACAUCAGACGCAUCGCUCCAGCAGUUGCAAAUGACUUGAUCGACUACUUUGAUACCACCUACGUUACUGGCCCUUACAGAAACGUUCGUGCACCAGAUGGUGCAAUUCACCUUAGAAGAGGCCAAUCGACUUUUCCCCCAAAACUGUGGAACGUGCAUGAGACCACGCUCGGGGGUGAUCCACGCACAAACAACGUGUGCGAAGCAUGGAACAAUAAAUUCACACAUAUGGUCGGCCACACGCAUCCAACUGUUUUGAAGUUUAUUAAGAACCUGCAGCUCGAGGAACAAAGCGUUCGCAACGUUCUCGCACAAAACGCUAUCGGCAACCAACCUAGGAAACGAGUUCGUCGCGCAGUACAGGAGCAUCAGAGGCGGCUGCAGAACCUGUGUGUGGACUACAUUGCAGAAAGAAAGACUAUGGAGCAAUUCCUACGUGACAUAGGACAUUGUAUUCGAAUUGGCAAUAUCAUGUAA